AUGUAUGCUUUAGAUGAGACACGAAAUGGGCUUCUUCCAAAAAUGACACGUCGAGCUGAUCAGAAGCAAGUAAUCAAGAGAGCCGCAUUUCAACGUUUUAAAAAGCUUACAGAGAGACAAACAGAUAUUGAAAAAGGAAAGGAUAUGGUACAAACAAUGCAUGGACGUGUGAUGCAAGUGGCAGGAUGUUUGGUCCUGGUUUAUUUGACAUCUACUGUCAUGAUAAUGAUGAAUCCAUCAAAGACUGGAUACACCGGCUUUUUACUCCUAAAUAAUGGUACAUACUUGAAAUAUUCUCGGUCAAACAAAUUCAACGUAACCAUGAAAACUACAGAUCAGAAUAAAUUACAAUUUCCUAGAUCUAUCACACGCGUAAAAACAUAUUCUGAUAAUAGACAGCAACAGCAGCAGCACCACCACCACCACCAACAACAGCAGAAACAGGAAGUGCGUCAUAUAGGAUUCUUGAAAGUUCACAGAGCAGCAAGUUCUACUAUGCAAAAUAUGUUCUUCCGAUUCGGACUAAAACGCAAUUUAACGUAUGUAUUUACAAAGCAUCCGAAAUACUUUUCCAGAUCGGCCGAAAUGCACUUACCGUUAGUGAAACCCCGAUAUAGAAAAGGAUAUGAUAUCCUUUGUAACCAUGGUGUUUUCAAUUACGAUAUUUACUCCUCUCUUCUACCGAAAGAUACCGUUUACCUGGCUAUUGUUAGAGACCCUCUUGCAGUGUUUAUUUCAGCCGUUAACUAUUACUCUCAGAAAUCGCAGCAAAUUGAUUACAUUGCACGAAUUAGAGGGAACAGGCUACAGGAACUUAUUCAAAGACCAGAAGUGUAUGACAGGGAAUUCUUCUCGUAUACUAAAAACGUGAUGGCACGAGACUUUGGGUUUCCGGAAACUAUUGAUCAAAGCCAAAUAGACUCGAAGCUAAAAGAAUUAGGUCGCAUUUUCAAACUUGUCCUCCUUAGUGAACAUUUUGAAGACUCUCUCAUAUUAAUGAAACGAUAUUUUAACUGGAAACUGAAAGACAUCUUGUUUCUACCAAAUAACGUUUACGGAAAAGGGCAAACAGGAGUAGAUCUUACAUUAAAUGAUACAGAACAGUUCGAAAUACGAAAUCAACUCGAUUACUCUGUAUACAAUUAUUUCUACAAGAAAUUUUGGGAUCAGUUUAAUGAGGAAACAGAUGACAUUGUCUCAGAAAUAAAACAAUUUAAAAGUGUUCUAUUUCAUCUCAAAACUUUCUGCAGUAAUAAAAUUGAAUUUCCUGAAAACGAUGACAGUGUGCUGACAGUGGAAGAAUCGAAAUGGACUGAACAAUUUACUGUAAAAUCUAAAGACUGUAAAUAUAUGACCAUGGACGAGUUAAAGUUUAUUGAACUUUUACGCAAAAAACAAGGAAGCGAACUACAGAUUCCAACUGUUGUGUAACAAUAUAUAUCUGUAUGAUUGAUAGCUUUAAUAAAACGUUUUAAUACCUGAACAUUUACAAAAAAGCUGAAAUUUAAGAUACUGACUGGCACGGAGGAUACACAUGUACUUCCAAGAAUGGAAGAAAUAUGAUGACAUGGAAGACAUUUGCAUGCUCAGAAUACUUACUUGCACAGAGGAUACUCAUUGGGACAAUGCACAGGACACUUUAUCGUGGUUGUGUAUACAAUGUAAGGAUUCGAGUUCACAGAUGUCAUUGCAAAAAUCAUUCAAGUAAAAAACAACACAAAAAAAACAACAAAAAACUAGAGUUAUGAGAAUAAAUGGACAAACAUUCUGCUGCAUUUUUCAAUUGUUUAAAAUGUGCAGUUGAGACAUCAAAUUUAUAUACCUUUCGAAACAGUUUCUACCAAUGCACGCAAUAUCUUGAAUUUAACCACGCAUACAUCGAUUAUUUCGUAUAUAUUUGGUUUUACAAUGUAAUACUGGGGUUUUGUUAUAAAAUUUCAUAUAUAGUAAGCA
Mercenaria mercenaria is the source of this 1953-nucleotide messenger RNA. Its product is annotated as galactosylceramide sulfotransferase-like. Gene Ontology annotation, biological process: glycolipid biosynthetic process. Gene Ontology annotation, cellular component: membrane. Gene Ontology annotation, molecular function: galactosylceramide sulfotransferase activity. Lineage: Eukaryota; Metazoa; Mollusca; Bivalvia; Venerida; Veneridae. Bases 1 to 1431 code for a protein of 476 amino acids. The record is from RefSeq and is a predicted model, not a curated record. The transcript is spliced from 3 exons.